CAUGAUCCUCCUGCUUCAGCCUCCCAAGUGCCAGGAUAGAAGUUUCCUGCUACCAGUUGAGAGACUGGGCUGCCUUCUCACCUGACUGUCACCACUGCGGGCGAAACCUGGUAGAUGGAGAGAAGUGACAGUGCCAUCUACUCCACCAUCGAGCUGCCCAGCGCAGCCCAGGCGCGGGAUGACUGCAGACCACAGCAAAAGGCGUUUUCUUGUAGGUCGUCUCUUUUCUGUUUUGUGGCAAUCGCUCUGGGGUCUCUAAACAUACUUCUUACAAGUUUGCUGCUGUCCCAGUGGAUUCUGUGCCAAGGCCCCUGUGACUCCACGUGUGCCAGCUGUCCUAGCUGCCCAGACUUCUGGAUGAGAUACGGUAACCAUUGUUAUUAUUUCUCAGUGGAGAAGAAGGACUGGAAUUCCAGUUUGGAAUUCUGCACAGCCAGCGACGCACAUCUCCUGAGGCUUACAGACAAUCAGGAAAUGAGCCUACUGCAAAAUUUAAUCGAUCAGGACUUUUACUGGAUUGGCUUGAGGAAAAAUUCUAGUUGGAGGUGGGAAGAUGGAUCAGCUCUAAACUUUUCAAGGGUUUCUUCUAACAGCUUGAUUCAGAGGUGUGGUGCUAUCAGCACAUAUGGUCUCCAAAGCUCUAGCUGUGAAGUUCCUUUACAGUGGAUCUGUAAGAAGGUCAGACUCUGAAGGAUGGCCACUCUGUCCUGAGCCUCAGAUCUGUCAUAUAUCUUUAAAAAGAAGAAACUGGUCACUGGGAUGUUGGGCCAGUCAUGAAUAUAUAUUUAGCGAAUGCCAAACCUACUAAGGUGGGGCACUGUAUGGAAGAUUAGUGCUGCUUCCUGGGGACUGAUGCUUCACUGAUGGAUUGCCUUUGAGAUUAUUUGGGCAUUAGGCUAACAGUUUACAGCCCAGAUUGAGGUAAAUUUAUGAAAUAGAGAAAAGCCUGUAUUUAUGUGUUCGCUCUAGCAACUCAUGCUGGCUGUCUUAUCGCUACUUCUAUCAUCUCUGUCAAACACGUGCUUUUUCUUUCAUCAGAUUAACGCAUAAAGAAAGUGUGGUCUGUUUGCACAGUGGAAAAUUACUCAGCUAUAAAAAUGAAUGAAAUCUUGUCAUUUGCAGUAACAUUGAUGAGCUGGAGGACAUUUUGCUAAGAGAAAUCAUCCAGACACAGAAAGACAAAGCCUGUAUGUUUUACUCAUGGAUGUAAGCUCAAAAAGCUCAUCUCAUACGAGUGGAGAAUGGAACAGUGGUUACCAGAGGCUGGGAAAGGGAGAGGGUAAUAAAGAGGCUAGUUAACAGAUUUCUGGAGUCAUUUCUAGCACUCUGUAGCACAAUCGGGUGGCUAUAGUUAACAAUAAUUUAUUAUGGACUUCAAAAUAGCUGGAAGAGAGGACUUUGAAUGCUCUUUUAUGUUUGAGGCAAUGGAUGUGCUAAUCACCCUUAUUUGAUCAUUACAAUUUUAUACAUCAUUGAAGUGCCACAUUGUAUCUCAUAAAUGUGUACAAUUAUUAUGUAGUAAUUAAAAAUAAAGACCAAAUAAGACAAAUAAAAA
Chinchilla lanigera (long-tailed chinchilla) is the source of this 1555-nucleotide messenger RNA. RefSeq names its product killer cell lectin-like receptor subfamily G, member 1 (gene Klrg1). The transcript is spliced from 6 exons. Lineage: Eukaryota; Metazoa; Chordata; Mammalia; Rodentia; Chinchillidae. The record is from RefSeq and is a predicted model, not a curated record. The coding region runs from base 115 to 690 and encodes 191 amino acids.